Molecule: messenger RNA, 603 nt
Organism: Opisthocomus hoazin
Lineage: Eukaryota; Metazoa; Chordata; Aves; Opisthocomiformes; Opisthocomidae
Gene: TICAM2
Product: TIR domain containing adaptor molecule 2
Biological process (GO): TRIF-dependent toll-like receptor signaling pathway; positive regulation of type I interferon production; positive regulation of canonical NF-kappaB signal transduction
Cellular component (GO): endosome
Molecular function (GO): signaling adaptor activity
Source: RefSeq, a predicted model, not a curated record
AUGAGAAGUACUAACCCCAGACAAACCACUCUCAGGAGAGAGCAGCAAAAAGCUAACAGCUUGAGAACAGGUCUAGGAGGUUCCAAGCCAAUUAAUGAACUGUCUGGCCUCUCUGCUGCAAUCAGAGAGCCCACAAGAAGGCCUUCAGGAGUUUGCAGUAGUAAUGAGACUACUGAGGCUGUUUUCUGUAAGCUUGUGAUGCUGUGUGCUGACAAUGAUGCAGAUGAAGCCAUCCAGAUCCAGAACCUGCUGCAGUAUGUAUUUUGUAUUAAAUCUGGAAUAGUCUUUGCAGUGAUGCCUUGUAGUGAACAUGUGUUAGAAAACUUCAGUGAUGCUGUGAAUGGUUCAGCAUGGACUAUUAUGCUACUGACAAAUUUUCUGAAUGCAUCUUUGUAUGUGUUUCAGUCUUUCACCUCCCUUGUCAAUGCUCUUAACAGCAUAAAUUACAACUCUGUGAUAACUGUGAGGCCACUGAAUAACCCACUUACCCAGGAGAAGACCCUUUUUAUUUUGCAGGCUGUUAAUGCACUGUAAGAGAAUAGUCCUGGCUUUGCAAAAGAAGUGGAGAAAAUUUUCUGUGAGUCUAAAUACACACAACAGUGA